Neodiprion virginianus is the source of this 2670-nucleotide messenger RNA. It is a transcript of the gene Ssdp, whose product is annotated as single-stranded DNA-binding protein 3. The record is from RefSeq and is a predicted model, not a curated record. Gene Ontology annotation, molecular function: protein binding; single-stranded DNA binding. The transcript has 14 exons. Gene Ontology annotation, cellular component: nucleus. The coding region runs from base 83 to 1438 and encodes 451 amino acids. Lineage: Eukaryota; Metazoa; Arthropoda; Insecta; Hymenoptera; Diprionidae. Gene Ontology annotation, biological process: positive regulation of transcription by RNA polymerase II.
GUCUGUUCGGUACUCCGCCGAUAUUUCCUGUAUUUCAAUUGUCUGAAAAUUCGAGAAUAACUCGGCCACGCAACAACUGAACAUGUACGCGAAAGGUAAAGGUUCAACUGUACCCUCGGACGGUCAGGCUCGUGAAAAACUCGCACUUUACGUCUACGAAUACCUCCUUCAUGUUGGAGCACAAAAAGCUGCACAGACAUUCCUUUCGGAGAUUCGAUGGGAAAAAAACAUCACCCUUGGAGAACCUCCCGGAUUCUUACACUCCUGGUGGUGUGUUUUCUGGGACCUGUAUUGCGCCGCACCAGAGAGACGCGAAACGUGUGAACAUAGCAGCGAGGCCAAAGCUUUUCACGAUUACGGAUUCGUUAACAGCGGUUACGGCGUGAACGGCAUUGCACACAAUGCUGGCGCAGCGCCCUCUCCGCUCGGUCAGAUGCCGCCCAACGACGGCAUGCCUGGUGGCCCGAUGCCCCCAGGAUUUUUCCCAAACAACUCGACAAUGCGACCAUCUCCGCCCACACACCCCUCAUCACAGCCAUCUCCUCAGCACCCCCAGCCACCCCCGCCCCCACACUCGCAGAUGAUGUCCACCCAGUUCAUGGGACCAAGAUAUCCUGCUGGACCUCGGCCCAGCGUUCGCAUGCCACAAAUGGCAAACGAUUUCAAUGGGCCUCCUGGACAACCAAUGAUGCCGAAUAACAUGGAUCCGUCAAGACAAGGCGAAGCUGGAGAGUUUGUAGGGUGGCAAGGACCUCCAGGCAUGAAUCCGAUGAAUCCGCGAAUGAACCCACCUCGCGGUCCUGGCAUGGGACCCAUGGGACCUGGAAGUUACGGACCCAGCAUGCGAGGCCCGCCGCCCAACAGCAGUUUGGGACCAGGAGGUCCCGGCGGUCCAGGAAUGCCACCAAUGAGCAUGGCUGGACCGGGCGGAAGACCACAGUGGCAACCGAACACGUCAACGCCGAUGAACUACUCGUCGUCAUCACCUGGAAAUUACGGGGGUCCACCGGGAUCAUCGGGUCCCCCGGGACCAGGUACACCGAUAAUGCCGAGUCCGCAAGACAGCAGUAACAGCGGUGGUGAAAAUAUGUACACCAUGAUGAAACCCGUGCCGGGAGGAAACAUGCCUGGUGAUUUCUCAAUGGGCGGUGGACCCGAAGGCGGACCUAUGGGUCCCAUUGGUCCCAACACAAUGGGCCCGGUAUUGAACGGUGACGGUAUGGACGGCAUGAAGAACAGUCCGGCAAACGGCGGUCCGGGAACACCGCGAGAGGAUAGCGGAAGUGGGAUGGGCGAUUACAAUCUCGGCGGUUUUGGUGGCCCAGGCGAGAAUGAUCAGACCGAGUCGGCUGCCAUACUGAAAAUCAAGGAGAGCAUGCAAGAGGAAGCGAAGAGGUUUGAAAAGGAUUCAGAUCAUCCAGACUAUUUCAUGCAAUAAUGAUAUAUAGAGAAAGAAUUAUUAUUAUUAUUAUUAUUAUUAUUAUUGUUAUUAUUAUACAUAUAUAUGUAUAUAUACAUGUAUAAAUUUCACAUGUCUAUGUAUACGUAUGUAUGUAGAUAUAUACAUAUACAAAUACAUAUACUCGUAUACACACAUAUAUAUUUAUAAUAAUGCCCGAAUGAUUUAAUUAUAAUGAUUUACGUAGACCUACACAUGUCCAAUAACAUUAUAUUCCCACGAACGUAACAACGACGACGACGACGACGACGACGACGACGACAGAGACGAAAAAGCAGGAGACGCAAAAAAUUUUGUUGGUAACGAAUACGAAAACAUUGAAAACGAGAAAAAAAAAAAAAACGAACAAAACAAAAGCACGAACCAUUCCAUCAAAUAUUUGUAAACGGUGUUGAAUACAUCGUACGACGUAAGGAAUAGGACAAAAAAUGAAAGAAGAAACUAUACAAAUAUACACGCGUACGGAAAAGAUAUUUAUGUAUAUAUAUAUAUAUGCCGGUAUGUGUAUAUAUAUAUAUGUAUAUAUUUUAGAUGUACGCAGACAGCAGCGACAAAGCAAAGAAAACCGUACGCGUAAAAAAAAAAAAAAAAGAAAGAUUUCUUUUUUUUUUUCUUUUUAACGCGUUUAUUGUCCCUCAGUUCUAUAAAUAUAUGAUCAUAUAUUCGAGAGUCUUUGUACGUAAUUUCGAAAAGUAUUGCGGUUUACUUUAAUAGCACCGAAGGGAUGUUCGUUGAUCAAUCAAUUUUUAAUUUUCGUUCCCGUUGUCAGUUUGUUAUUUAUUGAUUUUUUCUUCAAUGCAAAGGGUUAUAUUCGCAUAGAAUAAUGAGAAAUGGAGAUUUUAGUAUGGUUUGGAAAAUAUAAUCAAUACCUCUUCUGUAUCGUUUUUCUCGUCCCCCGGUGGUUUUUUUUUUUUUUUUUUUUCGUAUUUGACUUUUACCCCAAUCUGGAUCGGUAAAACGACGAACCUUUGAAUCGCGAUGACGAAAAACAAUAUAUACGUACACAUGUGUAUAUAUACGAUACAGUAUAUAUUUAAAAACAAAAAAAAAAAAACAAAACAAAAAAGAAUCGCAAAAAUUAAAACUGUUAUUUAUUGGAAUACUGCGUUGAUCGGCAGACGAUUGUUUUUUUUUUUUUUGUUUUCUUUUUCCUAAAUACGAUCCAACUGUUUCAAUUUAAAAAGAAGUAAAAUGGAAAAUAAAAAAAAAAA